CGUUUCAAGACCAAGAAGUAACGCAUGCAAAGUUUGAGCAACGUGACCGCGAGCACGAUAGAGAUAAAUAGCUGCCCUUGCCAUCUGGACAGCCUCACUUUGUUCCACGACCACCGCGAGCCACAGGGAGCGCGAGAGAUUAGCGAUGGAGGCUGUCCGGUUGCAAGGAGCUAGGGUUUUGCGGGAUGCCCAGGGCGGCGACGCUAGAGCGCUGCUUGGAUCGCGGGGCAGCAGUAGCAGCAGCAGCAGCAGCAGCAGCAGCAGCACGAGUGGGCGCGUGAGGCUGCCGCUGCGCCGUUCCAAGUCGAGGCUGAGUGUGGUGGCGCUGGAUGCUGCGCAGCCAUUUGAUUAUGAGUCUAGGAGGAUGGAGCAGAUGCACAAGGAGAGCAAGCUCAAGGUCGGGAUUGUGGGCUUUGGAAACUUUGGACAGUUCCUGGCGCAGCGGAUCGUCAAGCAGGGCCACGCUGUGCUAGCGCAUUCUCGCUCGGAUUACUCGAGCUUGUGUGACGAAAUGGGAGUUUCGUUCUUCAGGGACGUGGAUGACUUUUGCGAGGAGCAUCCCGACGUUGUGUUGUUGUCCACCUCCAUCCUCUCGACUGAAGCCGUCUUGCGAUCUCUGCCGCUUCAGCGCCUCAAGAGGAGCACCUUGUUCGUGGAUGUUCUUUCCGUCAAGGAGUUCCCAAAGACAUUAUUCCAGCAGGUCUUGCCAGCCGAGUUUGACAUUUUGUGCACGCAUCCCAUGUUCGGGCCCGAGAGUGGCCGGGGGAGCUGGAAUUCUUUGCCACUUGUUUACGAUAAAGUGCGGGUUGGAAGUGGCGUGAGGGACGAACGCUGCCAGAGGUUUCUUGAGAUUUUCGAGCGAGAGGGCUGCCGAAUGGUAGAGAUGUCGUGUGCAGAGCACGACCGCUUCGCUGCGAGCAGCCAGUUUAUAACUCACACUGUUGGAAGGAUGCUGGGAAAGCUGGAGCUGGAGUCGACUCCGAUUAACACCAAAGGAUACGAAACACUUCUUGACUUGGUCCAAAACACUCAAGGCGACAGUUUUGACCUGUACUAUGGCUUGUUCAUGUACAAUAUCAAUGCCACUGAAGAGCUUGAACGACUGGAGCUCGCGUUUGACGCUCUGAAGAAGCAAUUGUUUGGCAAGCUCCACAAUGUUCUGAGGAAGCAACUAUUUGACGUAGGGAGUGCAGCAACCAACCAUGCCGUGGCCGUCGCCUCCACCGCAGCAACUGUUGCUGCUUCUGACAAGAUUAGCAAUGGAUCGGGUGUUGCUGCUUCAGAAAAGAUUAGCAAUGGAUCUGCGGUCUCACAACUUACGCUUGUAAGCACUGUGGAAGAGGCCCAAGGCCACCAGUAACUUUGCCACACAUUUUAUUGAGUAGCUGUGAAUAAACAUUUUUUGGUAGAAAA
Messenger RNA from Selaginella moellendorffii, 1413 nucleotides. Its product is annotated as arogenate dehydrogenase 2, chloroplastic. Lineage: Eukaryota; Viridiplantae; Streptophyta; Lycopodiopsida; Selaginellales; Selaginellaceae. The record is from RefSeq and is a predicted model, not a curated record. The coding region runs from base 146 to 1360 and encodes 404 amino acids. Gene Ontology annotation, molecular function: arogenate dehydrogenase (NADP+) activity; prephenate dehydrogenase (NAD+) activity; prephenate dehydrogenase (NADP+) activity. The transcript is spliced from 7 exons. Gene Ontology annotation, biological process: L-tyrosine biosynthetic process.